This is a messenger RNA of Rhizophagus irregularis DAOM 181602=DAOM 197198, 2402 nucleotides long. The record is from RefSeq and is a predicted model, not a curated record. Lineage: Eukaryota; Fungi; Glomeromycota; Glomeromycetes; Glomerales; Glomeraceae.
UCACGAUCAGAGAAUUUAACAAGACUGAAUAGCUGUCAUUCGUAUAUAGCAACAGUUACCGAAUGAAUGCUAUCCAAUCAUAAGCGUCGUUCAAUUGGAUCAUCCGCUGCUGACGUUAACGGAAUUAAAUCAACCUCAAAAUUAACAUCAUCCAGUGGACGAAAGAAUUCAUUGACUUUAAACCUUUUUAAGCACGGUAUAUCAGAUGUUGAAGAUAAUAUUUCGACCAUAUCGCCAACAAGUUCUUUACAUUCGGAAACUUCUCCACAAUCGUUAUCAAUUGUAACAGAUUAUUUUAAUUCUGUACAAAUAUCUCCGCAGAAUCCUUACAAAUUAUCAAAAAAUGUUAAAAUCAAUGUUUCUGAUUCAGAAAAAGAUUUUUCGGAGGAUGACGAAGGUGAUGAUGUUACAGACGAUGAAGAAUUGUACAAUUUUUUCAAUGAUCCCUUAUCUCCACCCUCAGUUAGAUUGACACCGUUUGACAAUCAAGUUGGAGGUCAUACAUCAUUUUUCAGGUUUUCGAAAAGGGCAGUUUGUAAACCUUUAGUACGUAGAGAACAUCAAUUCUAUGAAAUUUUAGAGACGCUACGUCCUGAUCUUUUACCUUUUGUAUCUCAAUAUUUGGGGGUUCUUAAUGUUACCCAUCGAGGUGAAUUAGGGUCAAUGCCCGAAGUAGUAUUUGAACAAAAUAAACAUUUGUUGCCAGAAUGGAUGCUUAAUAAAGUGAAUUCAUUUGUUGACCAUGAUCACAAUUUGGAUAAGGAAAACUAUGAUAAAGAUUGUUUUGAUAAUGUAAAUUCUCAAGGCUUAUGUACCAAGGUAAACAAACAAUUAAAGGAGGAAGUACUUGGUGAAGUAUUUUCACCAAAAGCUUUACGAUCCUAUAUAACGAGGAGGCAUUCAAUGAUAAACAUUUCUAAUUCAGAGAAACCUAGUAGCAAUACAUCAGAAAUGUCAAGAAGUCUAACAGAUAUUUGCCAUAUUAAUGAUAAGAAUCCGAAAAUAUCUUACGAUAUUUUAUCAAAUAAGCCUUUAGAAGAUUAUGAAGUGGAUAACUGUAAUAAAGAAUCGACUUCAACGAGAAAAGAAGAUCACCUUACUUCUAUUCAUUUAAAAGCUCAAUCCGCUACGUCGUCUCCAAACAUGACGCCUCAGAUUCUCAUAGACUCUCCAACAAUCUUCAAAAUAGAAGAAUUUACUUCUUCAACGCGAAAUUCUACAACAAAUCUUCAAUGUAGACCCUCUAAGAGACGUAUUAUAAAGACUUCAAACGAAGAACUAGAAAAAAACACGGAGAUGUUGACGCCAUCAUCAUCAGAAAAGAUAAACAAUCCAUGGUCCUUGCAUUGUUAUAAUGCUACACAACUUUCCAAAUUACAAAAUGAAGUUCAACAGUUUGUCUUACUUGAAGAUCUCACCGCUGGGUUGAAAUAUCCUUGUGUCUUGGAUCUUAAGAUGGGUACCCGCCAAUUCGGAAUUGAUGCCUCACCAGAAAAACGUGAGAGUCAAAUAAAGAAAUGCGCAGAGACUACUAGUAAAACCUUGGGUGUAAGGAUUUGUGGCAUGCAGGUCUAUAAGACUACUACUCGUAAAUUUAAAUUCCAGAGUAAAUACUACGGUCGAUCUUUGAACCAGGAUACCUUCCAAAACACACUAGAAGAUUUUAUUCAUAAUGGGCACAAGUUGCUGGAUCAUCAUAUUCCUAUCAUCAUACGUAAGCUUCGAAGGCUGGCCAAAAUUAUAAAAAGUCUGGAUAACUACCGAUUUUAUGCGAGUAGUUUACUAUUGAUUUAUGACGGCGAUGAGAACAAUCCACGCGACAUAGACAUUAGGAUAAUUGAUUUUGCUCAUUGUACAACGGGUAAAGAUUAUCUUCCUAGUGAAUGUAGAUAUCCACCGACAAAAGGUUUUGAUAGAGGAUAUUUAUUAGGGUUGAAAAAUUUAUGUAGGUCAUUUGAGACCAUAUAUAAAGACCGUUGUGGUAUAAUACCUGAAGAUAUCGGUGAGGAAGAUGAUGUGUUUUCGGAUAUUUAUUAUAAUAACACAUCACCCGAAAAAACACUUAACAAAAUACCAACUGAAUCAAUCUAAAAUAGAGGAUCAUAACAAUAAUUCGGUUUACAUAAUCUUGUCCUUCUCGAUAAUAGUUAAACAAUGAUCUGCCACACAAAAAGCUUGUUGCUGCUUGUUCUUUACCAAAUCUUGUUUUCUUUCUCUUUAUUUGUAUUUUAUCAACCCUUUUUUAAUCAAAUUCGAGAAUUCGAUGAUUCAUGCAAUUAACCAUUGCGAAGAGUGAAAAAAUUUUACUCUUCACUUUUUCUUUGUAAAUUUUUUGUCAAAUAAAUAUUUUUUUUCUUUCAUCUUGUAAUAUUUUUUUUUUAUUUUUGUAUAAUUGAUAGACA